AUGAGUGAUAAGGAAGAUUCUGUUGUCAGACCACCCGUAUUGGAGGCCAAUACUGGCCCGAUGGUGGUCAGUGAAGAGCUUUCAAAAGCGAAGAAGAUAAUGAGUGUCGUAAAGAGGUCAAUCACUCGCCAAUUGAACCUUCUCAAAGACGCCAUUCAUUCGGAUAAUUUGCCAUCCAGGACGCUCCUGAAGCUGAAGGUGAAGGAGGUAGAGGCCACGCUCGCCCGACUUGAAAGUACAGUCAUAGCGCUCGAUCUCGCCGAACUUUCCGAGGAAGAGCUGGAUUGGGCGCACACGUACCUGGAUGAAGAGCGAGAUAGGGUCCAGCACGCGACGGCUAGAGUGACCGACCACAUUGAGUCGAGAGCCGAUGAAGCUAGUAUCUCAUUUCAUACAGGAGACACGCAAGUGCGAUUAUUCAGACAGAGCCUGAAAGAGCGUCAUCAGUCCGAGCAAACAGAGGCGCUACAACGAGUCAAAGAAGCUGAAGAGCGUGUCCAAGAGGCCCAAGAUACCCUUAUUCAAGCAAAGGCUGCGGAGAACAUGAUUUCAGAUGCCUUGGAAGAAAUUGAACUCGGAUCUCGUGCGGGCGACUUUGUAGAACCGCUUGUUACUGAGAACGGAACCCUCGCUGGGGUAGAGUCCGGUGGUGUCACCAGUUGGAUGGCCAAUCCAGAGCUAUAUGCCAGACUUGGAGGAGGAAGUACCGGCCACGUCAAGUCAUCAAUUGAUGUCAAGAUGCCAAUAUUCUCUGGUAACCUCCUCGAGUUCCAAGAGUGGUCGAACAUGUUUGAAGCAUUGAUCCAUUCCACCAACCGAUCUCCUGCUGAAAAGAUGGGGCUUCUCAAGGCAUCAAUGAGCGAUAGGUGCAAGAAGCUCAGAGUUGGAUUUGGAAAUUCUGAAGCUCACUAUCAUUCUGCCCUACGCACUUUGCACAAAGUAUUUGGCGAUGACCAAUUGCUUGUUGAAGCCCAUCAAAGAGAGCUUGAGAACCUGCCCAAAGUGAGAGCUAAAGACUUGGAGAGUUUGUCAGACUUUGCAUUUACUGUGCAGGGUCAUGUUCUCGUCAUCCAAGAGCGAGUCCCAAGGUCCGACGUUAUUUGGGGACAACUGGAACGCACGUUGGAACGGAAAUUGGAUCAUGACCUGUUCCGAUUGUGGGAAACUCAAGUCGGCAGAACGAAGGAUAAGAAUCGGAUUGACUUCUUCUGCGAUUGGCUCCUUUCAAUGGUUCGAAGUGAUCAACGAUAUCAUGGACAAGCCUUGGUUAGUGGAAAAAGAACCGUCGUUCAAGACAGGAACCGACCAUCCCACAACCAUUCUGUCAACCUGGAGCCACAACAAUGUAUCCUGUGCUCCAAAGACCACCCGUUAGUUGAGUGCCGCGACUUCAAAAUUAUGUCCUAUGAUCAGAGAAUGGACUUUACCCUCAAAUCAGGUCUUUGCGUUGGCUGCUUAAAGCCCGGGCACAUGUUUCGCCGUUGCAGAAUGAAGAAGCGGUGCUCAAAAUGCAAUCGUUCCCAUCAUCCUCUACUCCACAAUUCCACCCAUCGAGACGAGUUAGCCAACCCUCACAUUCAAGAAGAUCGUGUGAGUAGCAACAGUGUUUCAAACGGACAAAAGGUUGUUUUAGGAGUGAUUCCAAUCAAGUGUUCAGGUCCUAAAGGAGCAUGGAUCGUUAAUGCGUUAGUGGACGAGGGAUCAGACACGACAUUCAUCAGUGAGAAUAUCCUCAAGAAGCUAGGUUUUGUGGAGACAGGCACGUCACGCACUCAAUUGACGAUCCAUGGAACGACGGCGACCACCAGCUUAGGUUCGUACAACGCCACAAUUCAAGUUGGCAAUCCAGAAACAAGUGAGACGUUCGAUCUUGAAGUCAAGUCACUUCCUGUCACUUGUAAGGGUCUCAAAGGGAUUAAUUGGGCUUCUUUGCGGGGGAGGUGGAAACACCUCGAGGACCUGUCUCUGAGUGAAAACGACGGACCAGUGCAUCUGUUAUUGGGAUUGGACUCUGGACAUUUGAUCGAACCGUUAGAGCAAAGAAGAGGUCAAAAAGGUGAGCCAUCUGCAUUUCGCACUCGCCUUGGAUGGGUUUGUAGGGGCCCAAUCAACGAACAAGCUUCAGUGAGUCAGUGUCGACACUCAAACUUUGUUCAAGACUCCAAUCUCCUUUUGGAUCAGCACCUCGAUCAAUUCUUUGCUACAGAGUCGUAUGGAGCAGAGGGUCGAGUCGCAUCUGAGACAAAGAUGAGUCUCCAAGAUGAAUACGCACUCAACAUGAUCAAGGAAAAUACCAAGAAGCUCCUGUACAAACCCGGCUAUGAAGUCAGCUUACCUUGGAUACCUGGAGUAUCUCGGCCAGAGAACAACAGGCAAUUGGCCGAAAAGAGAUUAGCAGGAUUGGAGCGUCGGUUUAUCAGGAACCCCAUCUUUGCAACGGCUUACCGAGAGUCCAUGGGAAAGACCAUUGAAAAAGGUUAUGCUGUGAAAAUUUCGAAUCCACGAGAAUUGGACCAUCCCUGUCAAGCCUUUCUUCCUCAUCAUGGUGUUUGGAAGAAAAACAAGAAAGACGUACGCGUGGUGAUGGACUCAGCUGCUCAGUUCAAGGGCAAGAGCCUUAAUGAUUGCUUGAUGUCAGGACCACCGCUGCAAAAUGAUCUCAUGGACGUGUUGCUUCGAUUCAGAGAAGGUUCAACGGCAGUAACAGGUGAUAUUGAGGCCAUGUUUAGCCGUAUUUACAUGCAUGAGGACGACGGAAGAUACCACCGAUUCUUGUGGCGAAGCAACAUUGAUGAUCCAAUUGAAACGUUCCAAAUGUCUGGUGUUGUGUUUGGAGAUAAAUCAUCACCGUGUCUGGCCAUCCACACACUUUUGCAAACUGCAGAAGAUACGCCUUGCCGGGAAGUGAUGCUCGAAGACAACGGGGGAGGUGACUCUUCGAUUGAUUUGCGGCAAAACCAGAGUAUCUCCCAAGAAACCCAUGACCAUCCCAAAACUCGAACUCCAAGCAGCAGUGUUGGCUUCUCGAUUGGCUGA
This is a messenger RNA of Tigriopus californicus, 3036 nucleotides long. RefSeq lists its product as uncharacterized. The record is from RefSeq and is a predicted model, not a curated record. The transcript has 2 exons. Bases 1 to 3036 code for a protein of 1011 amino acids. NCBI's taxonomy places the organism in Eukaryota, Metazoa, Arthropoda, Copepoda, Harpacticoida, Harpacticidae.